AUGCAGCCAGCAGCAGCAGCAGCAGCAGCAGCAGGGGGAAGUAAAGAAAGAGAACUUGUUGGGGGAAGGGGCCGCAGAGGAGCAGCAGCAGCAGCAGCAGCAGCAAGAGCAGCGGCCAGCAGCAGCAGCAGCAGCAGGGUGCUGUUUCCGGUGGUGCGGGAGGAAGCAGCAGAGUACGGAGAAGAGAGAGAAAGGACUUUGUGCGGCUACGAAGAAGCAAGUGAUGAUGCUUGCUGCUUGAGCAGCAGCAGCAGCAAGAGCUGGGAAGUGGAGCCUGUAGUUGCUGCAGCACCCCUCUGCAGCACGACAGCCAGCAGCAGCAGCAACAGCAACAGCAGCAGCAGCAGCUGCGGCGCAGGGGAACUUCCCCUCUGGCUGAGCAGCUUCGAGGAGGACCCCGCUGUGUCUCCUUCAGCAGCAGAUUUGUCUUUCUGUCUCUCCCAAACAAACGCAGCAGCAGCAGCAGCAGCAGCAGCAGCAGCAGCAGCAGCAACAGGUAGUAUUCCGGCUCUUGAGCUCGGGGGUGCACAUACACCUGAAGUUGACUUGGCUUGUGCCUCAUCCUUUUUAAACGGCGCGCUGCAGCAGCAGCAGCUGCAGCAGCUGCCGCCUUUCUCCAUGACUCCGCUGCAGCUGCAGCAGCAGCAGCAGCAGCAGCAGCAGCAGCAGCAGGAUCUUUUUGGCGACUCCCUUUUGUCGCAGCUGCGGGCUCUGGGGAGCCGCGACUUCCUGCAGCUCGACGCGGCUUUGGACUUGGACCUGCAGCGGCAGCAGCAGCAGCAGCAGCAGCAGCCGCUGCUGCUGCCGCAGCAGGAGCAGCAGGAGGACCUGCUGCAGCAGGGGCCUGCUGCGUCUCUGGAGCUGCUGGGCCGCAGCGGCCUGAGCGUGCCCUUCCGCGGGGGCAGCAGCAGCAGCAGCAGCAGCGCCCCCGCCUCCGCCGCCGCCGCUGCUGCUGCUGCUGCUGCUGCUGCUGCUGCUGCUGCUGCGCCGCCGCGGCGCGGCGGCCGCCGCAGGGGGGGCCCCACGGGGCCCCGCGAGGGCCGCAGCGACUCCAAAGUGCUGCUGCAGUACUACAUGGGCUUGGUGCGAGAUUGCUGCCGCCGGCGAGAUGGAGCAGCAGCACUUCGAGUUUUGGCAACAGUUCAAAAAGAAGGAAAAGUCUUUCCCGACAUUCAACUCCUCAACUACGUCUUGUUUGCCUGCGUCGCCAGCGGCGAGCAGCAGCUCGCCAAGAGGCUCUUCAGCCGCAUCGAAGAGGCCGGAGUCGCGGACUUGGUGACUUACAACACCAUGCUGAAGGCCUAUUCGUCUCGAGGCGAAUUAGCUGCUGCUGAGGCGCUGCUGGAGAAGAUCCGCAGAAGCAACAUCGAGCCCGACGGCGUGUCUUACAACUUGCUGGUGAAUGCUGCAGUCAGCUGCGGCAGGGUGGACAGGGCGUGGUUCUACGUGGAGGAAAUCCAGAACCACCACAUGGCGCCGGAUAAAUUCACCGUCAGCGCCCUGGUGAAGAGCCUGCAGCCUGGCCAAGAUCCGAAACUGAUUCGCCGCACUCUACAGCUCAUGGAUACAGCGAACGCGUGCGAAGACCUGAUUUUGCUGUCGACUUGCAUCGACGCGACGCUGCGGCUCAACGACACCGAGCGGCUGCGGCGGCUGCUGCAGCGCUUCGAAAGGUCGCCGCUGACGCUCAACGCCCACGCCUACGGCACGCUGAUCAAGGCUUACGGCCGGCUGGGCCACGUCGACAAGGUUUGGGACUUGUGGAGAGACCUGCAUAGCAGGAAGAGCAUCGAACCGACGAACUACACUUACGGAUGCAUGCUGGAAACGCUGCUGUCGCACAACCUGCUGGCGGAGGCGAAGAAGCUCUUCACCUCGAUGGUGCAGCAGCAAGUGGCGGACUCAGUUCAUUUUUCAAUUUUAAUAAAAGGCCUCUCUCGCUACAAGUCCAGAGGCGUGGAUGUGGCUCUGGAGGCGUACGCGGCGGUGCAGCAGGCGGCCUCCGCGGCGGGGCAGCAGCAGCGCCAGCAGCAGCAGCGGCAGCGCCAGCAGCAGCAGCAGCAGCAGCAGCGGCAAGCUGUCCUCAACACAAUAUCUCUCAAUGCCCUUUUGCAUCUCUGCGUCGUCAACGGCCGAACAGACGACGCGCUGCGCCUCUUCCGGGAUAUGCAUGCGCAGGGUUCAGUCUUCCCUGAUUUGAUAUCUUUCAGCACGGUGAUCAAGGGGCUUUGCUGCUGCCCUGGAGACGAGCCGCUGAAGGAGGCUUUGUCGCUGCUGCAGCAAAUGCAGCAGCAGUACCAAAUAAAGCCCGACGCAAUUGUCUUCAACACUUUAAUUCAGGGAGCAGCAACGCGGCGCAACGUGCCGCUCGUGGAGCUGCUGCUGCAGCAAAUGACUGCAGCAAAUGUGCAGCCCAGCAGCUACACCCUUUGCCAGUGCGUGAAGCUUUACGGCUGCUCAAAGCAGCAGCACAGGGGGUGCUGCUGCCGCAGGGCGUUGUUAACAGGGUCUGGAACGCCGUCAACAGUCAGCAAGCAGCAGCAACAGCAGCAGCAGCGGCAACAGCAGCAGCAACAACAGCAACAGCAGCAGCAGCAGCAGCAACAGAGUAGCACAGACACUCCCCAAUUGAGCCGCAGAAGCAAAGCGGCAGGGGGCGAGAUACUGGCAGGUGCAAGAGCAACAGCCACUGCUGCUGCUGCAGCAGCAGCAGCAGCAGCAGCAGCAAAAGCUGCUGCACUCCAGAGGGUGACGCUCAAGCAGUUAGGCCAGAAGGCCCUGCAACAAUUGCAGCAGCAACAGCUGCAGCAGCAACAGCUGCAGCAGCAUCGGCUGCAGCAGCAUCCGCUGCAGCAACAACAGCUGCAGCAGCAUCCGCUGCAGCAGCCACAGCUGUAG
Eimeria necatrix is the source of this 2898-nucleotide messenger RNA. Its product is annotated as PPR repeat-containing protein, putative. Lineage: Eukaryota; Apicomplexa; Conoidasida; Eucoccidiorida; Eimeriidae. The record is from RefSeq and is a predicted model, not a curated record. Gene Ontology annotation, molecular function: protein binding.